AUGGAGAAGAAACGAGAGAUCUGUGAGUACAGAGACAAACUAGACAAGACCUUGUCUUCUCCUGAGCUCACCGAUCACGAGACUCUCAAAUCACUUCUCAGAAAUCAGCUUUGCUCUUCUCAAGAGUGUGAUGAGAAUAUAUUGGAGAAAAGAACAGAGGAUGUAUCGAAUCUACUCAGCAAGCUUAGAAGUGUAUCCAUGACGGAUCAUCAAGUUUCUAAAGUAACCAACGAUGCAUCAUCAUUUGGUGAUUGGAAAUUGAAACAUGAUCAUGAAGAUUGCCGUGUUAUGUACCGUGAAGGCCUAGAGGGAAGUCCUUUUCACACUUUGCUCGUUGAAGGUUACAUGGAUGGCCCUAUCCAAGACUGUUUGUGCGUUUCGUGGGAAGCAACACUCUACCAGAAAUGGUGGCCACAGUUUACAUUUCCGCCAUUCAGGAUCUUGAAAAGCACAUGCUUGCAAAAGGUCGGGAUCGGUGAACAAGUAUGUUUAGCAAGGAUGAAGGUACCAUGGCCAUUAACGGACAGAGAGAUUAUUGUUCACUAUUUCUCUUUUGAAUACUUCAAAGAUGGCUUAGUCGUCAUCCUUUUGAACUCGAUCUCUGACUUAGACAGCAUCGGAGUUUCCUCUACGGACACAUUACCUGAAUCACCGGAUGCAGUGAGGAUUGAUCUCGUAGGAGGAUUCGUUUUACAAAAGGUUACUCCACAGAGAAGUUACUUCAGGACGAUAGCGGAUAUGGAUAUAAAGAUGGACUUAAUCCCUCCAUCGCUUAUUAAUUUCAUAUCUAGGCAGCUCAUCGGCAACGGUUUCAGACUCUACAAAAAGUCAGUUGCGUCGGUGGCUAAAUUUGAUGAAGAUUACAACAGAGCUUUAGCUGAUCCUUUGUACACUAAGAUACGUAGAGCUCUGUAUCCAACUGAUAAAGAAAUUGAACAAGAGACAAAGUUGGAGUUAGUCAACGAAGUGAUUAAUGGUGAUUCUCUGGCAAAGAAGGAACAUGAUAAUGCUAGUGAAAAUGAACCUGUCCAUUGCAAAAAAGCUGUUACUGAGAUUGAGGAAGAAGAGUUUGAAGAAAGCGCAUCUUCAGAGGAUGGAAAUGUAGUUUGCAAGAGUGAUACAGGUAUGAGAAGACGUUUUUGCAUAAGUCCAGAGGUAGAACAAGCUUUAGGGACUCUAGAGAGAGUAAUAUACAUGGUUAGAAAUAUAACGCCGGUCCAAGAAGCAGAGGAAAUGUCGCCACAUAGAGCAGCAGAGGAUCAGGCAAAGCAAGUAAGUUUGUUAGAGAAGAUUGUUGAAAGUGUUCCUCAAAGAUCACAGAGGCAAGAUUUUUCAACAUCGACAGUCACACAAGCAGAGAAGCGAGACAAUGAGUCACGACAAGAGAAUGGGAUGUUGAACAAAGGUAAGAAAUCGAGCUUGCAGAGAAAACGCAAGGCACGCUGCUUUGCUCUCAGGUCUUGGCUCUAA
Molecule: messenger RNA, 1470 nt
Organism: Microthlaspi erraticum
Lineage: Eukaryota; Viridiplantae; Streptophyta; Magnoliopsida; Brassicales; Brassicaceae
Source: the annotation of a GenBank genome assembly